GUUGAUCGGAUCCACAAUAUGACGAUUAUCGUCGUUGAAUGUAGUUACUUGGCAGACGGAGGAGGAAAAGGUUAUCAAUAUUUAUGCAGCUUUCAAUACGAUAGCACAAGGACAAGCAUCGUCUGACAGAGAGACCAACAGCGUCAUUACUGGUUAUUUCGGUAAGGCUUUGUGAUCAAGUUAUGAAUUCAAGUACACAAUUCGCUUUAGAGGCUUCGAAGGCUGUGAAUGCCAGCGACAACAGUACCCUUACUCUGGAAAGUUGUGGUAUUGUAUUUCCAAAUGAGAUAAUAAUCACUAUACACUUUUUGACGCUCUUUACGUCCUUGAUAGGAAACACUCUCCUCAUCGUUGCAUUUCUGAGAAUGAAAGAAACGAUACUGCUCCUCAUUGCCAACAUGGCUGCAUCUGACCUACUCUUAGCGCUGGUUCUUAUGCCUGAAUUGAUUAUAUAUGAACUAACUGGGUCCUUCGAAUACCACGUUCGUGGUGGUGUAGGUACUUUUCUGUGUAAGAUCUGCCCUGUUCUAAGCGACGCAUCAUUGUCAGUAUCAACCCAAAGCUUAGUCUUGAUCGCAGUCGAGCGGUUACUGGCACUAAUGGCUCCUGUGCUCUAUAGGAGGAUAACCGAUAGUAAACGGAGGAUUAUCGUCAUCUGCACUUGGAUUGUGGCCAUACUUCUUCACUCGCCCUAUUUCUACGCGAUGCGAAUAGCUUCGAUCCUUCACGAAGGUACCUUUAUCCAAGUUUGUUAUCUAGACUGGGCACCAAUUUUUGAACACAGAACAGCACAACUUCGUUAUGGUAUUUUUUUAUACAUAACCGUUUUAAUUGUACCUAUUCUUAUAAUUUCUGUGCUUUACACUGUAAUCGUUUUCAACCAACGAAAUGACAAAAUGGGCUCCAGUCGAGGUGAAAAGUGUGCAAUACGAAAGAAACGAAGCGUCAAGAAUUUAAAACGGAUGGCUGUAGCUACAGUAACGGCACUAUUUUUAUGCUGGACGCUUUAUAUCAUAGUGCAUUCAUUCAAACUUGUCUCUCCAGAGACAGUUCCCAAAUGUAGUAAAUUUUUCCAGGCGGUGGAAACUGUGUCUAGCUUGAUAGCAAGCUGUUAUUGUGCAGUUAAUCCCUCCCUUUGUUUCAUUUUCAUCAAAAGUUUUUCGCGUCAGCUAAGUUUUUUGUGUCAACGAAAAUCUAAUCGACAGCGUGGCGCGAAGUGUACUCACGCGAAUGUCAAAAUGGGAGAAUCUGGUUCUGUCAGUUGUCUGACGAGAUUAAGUUUACGUGGCAGUUAUACUAAAUAAUCCUUAUCAAUAGCUCUGUCAAA
Messenger RNA from Pocillopora verrucosa, 1327 nucleotides. The record is from RefSeq and is a predicted model, not a curated record. NCBI's taxonomy places the organism in Eukaryota, Metazoa, Cnidaria, Anthozoa, Scleractinia, Pocilloporidae.